Messenger RNA from Alternaria arbusti, 2883 nucleotides. RefSeq lists its product as uncharacterized. NCBI's taxonomy places the organism in Eukaryota, Fungi, Ascomycota, Dothideomycetes, Pleosporales, Pleosporaceae. The record is from RefSeq and is a predicted model, not a curated record. The transcript has 6 exons. Bases 1 to 2883 code for a protein of 960 amino acids.
AUGAGUGCCGCAUCCGAGACAGGUUCUCAAUGGGGUUGGCUAUGUCUGGCUGUUUUGGUCAUACUUGCCGUGAGAUACCAUUACGCUCCGUCUUCUGUCCUCCUCGAAUCGAAAGCGCAACAGAACCCCUCGAUGGCCUCCGCACCACCUGCGGAGAAGAUUCAGGACGGGCCCCUACCAACGCGCUUGAUCGUUUGCGUCGACGGAACCUGGGGUGGGCCAGAUGGCACGUUCGGAAGCCCAGAAGGGAAUAUCAGCACGGUGUUUCGAGCCUUUGCAUCCGUGAAAGAAGGCCCUGUUACGGACCAGGUGACAGGAAAACGGUGGCAACAGCAACGAAUGUAUUUCAAUGGUCUUGGAGAUAAGGGAAAUGCCAUGAAGAACUUGUUCUCGGGCGCCUUUGGGUCUGGACUUCCAGCCGAGAUCGAAAAAGUGUACGAUUACUGCUGUCGCAAUACCAAUGGCCCGAACGACGAGAUCUAUUUCUUCGGAUUCAGCCGUGGCGCAUUUACAGUUCGUGCCGUGGCGAACCUCCUCUGUUACAUGCAUGUACCCAAGGACUUGCACGAUUUCUCAAAGCAUUACCAAGAGAUGUUGGAGCUCUACCCCGAUGUCAGAGCGCCGAACAAAAACGUAAACGGACAGACCCAUCAUCACUUCAUCCGCAGUACAACACCUCCCGUAGUACGUUUUGUUGGGGCUUUCGACACUGUGAAGGCAUUCACAGACCAUGGCUUGUUCGAUGUUUUGCCCCACCCCCACAUUCAGCAUUACCGUCAUGCAUUGGCCCUCAAUGAGGAGAGAGAGCAGUUCAAACCAGAGACAGCGACACCCGAUAUCAACGCAGCAUCGUCAAAACACAGAAUCUUACAGGCUUGGUUUGUUGGUACACAUGAGGACCUAGGAGGCGCGAACUCCAAGGAUGGUCUGUCACUUUAUCCACUACAGUGGGUGCUCUCUGAAGCCGAAGCUCUUGGUCUCACGCUUGGAUUUCGACCAAUUGGGCUGGAAUACAAAGAGACAGCGUACAUCCAGGAGCCUCCUAAACCUUACAUGGACGAUCCCGUGAAGUUGGUCAUGCCGCCACAAUCGCAGCGCCAAAAGACCUCGAGCAAGCCGUCAGAAACGUCCCUGACACUUGAAAAUGGAAUUAGUGUUCGCCUUUGGGAUCUCUGCGACAUACAUGAGAACCGCAAGGACGAGUUCAAGGUGAAGAUCAACAGCUCGUACUGGGGUCCUGCGCACAGAUUAGUUUGGACAAUCAAACCUCGAUGCAUAUUCGACGAACACGUAUUGAUGGGCUAUUGCCCCACUUCACCUGUCGGGACUUUCAUCCAUCCAUCUGUGUAUCAAGUGCUCGAUGAGAACCCCAGCAUCAGCCAUGUGUCUGGCGGCUGGGCUUUCUCCAAAUCUCUCGCUUUGUUUCGUCACCGGGCCAUUCCAGAUGAAGGUGAAAUCUUCUGGCAAAAUUCGUCACCGGCCAUGCAGAAACGGCUCGAGAAAGUCCGUAUCUUGAUUUGUGGUGAUGCCGGGGUAGGAAAGUCUUCGCUAAUAAACAAAGUCCUCAAAGGCAACCUUCAUGAUGUAGAGGAAGAGAUUACGGGACCAGAUCUUCCAUACAUCGUUCACGACUCGGAAGGCUUCCAGUCCGGAGCUUCCAACAAGGAAGCCAGCGCUGUGAAAAAUUUCUUGACAACCCGAUCCAGAGAGCCUAAUCUCCCGUUGAGAGUCCAUACCAUCUGGUAUUGUAUACUAGCCGGAUCCGAACGCGAAAGUCGACCCGCCCGCGAGUCCGACAGAGAUCUCUUCAGAGUGCUGAACGAGUGCAAGAGUACCAUCCCUGUCGUGGUGAUAUGCUCCAAAGUGGAUCUACUCAGGGCGACAUACAAGGGCCAAGUGCCCGAGGAGGAGAACGACGACCAACUGACAUAUAAGGAGCGUCGCAGGUUCGUUGAUGCCAGAGUCGCAGAACGUGUUGAUCUGUUCAAAGCGAAGAUCAAGGAGGCAUUCGUGGACACCUCUCAAGGGUAUCCGUGCAUGGCCGGUCCAAUCUUCACAAGCGAGCAGGAUGCGGAAUCCAUCAAGAAUCUUGUUGAAGUCACAUCCAGCAAUCUGAAGAACAACCAAGUGAGAGCCAUGUUUUCUCAAGCGCAGGGAGUCCUGGUCGACGUAAAGGUCGAAGCAGCUAUAAAAGAGUCUCUGCGAUUAUACAAGCACGCCGUACGAACGAGCACGGUUCCGAUGGCCUAUUCCGGCAGUGUCUCAACCACAGUGGUAGCACCAAUGAUUGUGAGCGCAAUCAGUGGUAUCUUCAAUUUCCACGGCAUCAGCGGAGACAUCGCUUGGCGAUGUAUGGCCAACGUUCUGGUCAGCAACACUACUGCAAACGUGGUGCAGUUGUUUACGCAAGCUUUGGGUGGCGCUGGUGCCGUCAUGGUAGGGUCAGGCUUCGGAGCUGUGCCUGGAGCUGUAGUUGCCACGAGCGUUGCAGCUGUGUCCAUAGUAUCCGCACCCCAGUUCGGCAGAGCGUUGCUCAUGUGCGCUCUUGAUACCAUAAUCAUCCUGGACCAUGCAUUCUGGCAAUGCGACAACGACCAAAAAGAGGUUGAAAAGAAGGACAUCGACAAAUCCGCUGAAUGGUUCAACGAAGGUCCCUGCAGCAAGGUGCAUGAGGACAUCAUAUCUAUGAUUCGAAUUUGGAACCUAUUGGAUGCUUUUGACUACGACCGAAUCGAGAAAGAGAUGAAUGCUAUCGUCUCGCGGUACCGCUACCAGCCAGUCGUACAGAAUGUUGAGGAGCAUCAGCAGCCCUCCUCGCCGGAACCUGCUGCUGGCAAUCAAGUUGUUGAGAAAUCGUUCUGGCAAGGGUGGUUUGGUAGUUGA